GUUUAAUCAUCAGUCUGGCAUUGCUAGUUAGCUGUACAAAAUCUUCAGAAUGUUCGCCCUUGUAUGGUUAUACCUUUUGGGAACAUGCCUCGCCCGGAAUUCCUCACUACCGGGAGAUUGCCCUACCGAAAUUACAGACGUCGACAAAGGCGUGACCUUCAACGCAUCAGGCACGCUGCCCGUCAAAUUCAAGGGCCAAAGAGAUUCAUGGUACAUAAGCACUGCUGUGACCGACGAGCGCGACCAAAACCGCACAUUCAUCAACGGCCACUCCAUGCAGUGGCUCAAGGCAUUUAUAAGUGUUCCCCGACAACUUGUUGGAUCUCUCGACGGCAAGACCGUCGAAGUUUGCCCAUACAUGCUUAAAGGACUCAACAACACCUCUGAAGACCCAGACGAUGCGGAUGAAUCGUGCAAAGGGGUUAUGAGCGACGAAUGUAUCGAAGAAUUUGAGAACUUGACUCUUCCGCUAGGUACUGGUAAAAAUUGUCCGAGUUACCAGGAUUUUGAUCUCAGCGACAAAUGCAAGCUGCACCUUUAUUCCGCAAUGCUAUUUCCGCCGCGCAAUUUCUCCACGGCGCGCUGUUCGCUCGACAAGAUGCCAUAUCUCGACAUUCCCGAUAACCACAGGACGUAUGGCACUUAUAUAUCUCUCGGGGAAGACGGUGAUAUCGACUACGAUGAUUAUGAUGUGUAUGAUAUCAGAGUCCAGCAGACCAUUCCAAUGUUCAUGAUGGUAUCGACCCGUGGUGUUAGUGACAGCAAGAUGGUAUGUAUUGCUCCGAAUAAGGUUGUUCGGGGUAGUCGAAAACCCGAAUUGAAGCUAGAAGGGGCUGAGCAAGAGGACGAGAACACGGCGUCGCGAGUUGGAGGGUUGGGGGCUGCUGUCUUCCUUGGUGUUGGCGCCAUGAUCUUUAGUCUUCUGUAGCACAAUCAGCCUAGCGAAUAAGCAUAUCAAACUUUAACGGACAAUUAUUAUU
Messenger RNA from Fusarium odoratissimum NRRL 54006, 980 nucleotides. RefSeq lists its product as uncharacterized. Lineage: Eukaryota; Fungi; Ascomycota; Sordariomycetes; Hypocreales; Nectriaceae. The record is from RefSeq and is a predicted model, not a curated record. The transcript has 2 exons. The coding region runs from base 50 to 928 and encodes 292 amino acids.